CUGGCGACUGUAACCCACCAACAACAACCUCUCGCUCCAUCAUUACCACCUCCUCCACCAUCCUCAUAUUCAUCAACCAGUCCACAGCUCAGGCGCCAUGCAGACCCCUGAAGCAGGCGCUGACUCCACCUCCACUGUCCCUCUUCAGACCACUGUGCCUGUCCAGCCUACCGGCUCCACCCAGCAGGUGCCUGUCCAGCAACAGGCCCAGACUGUUCAACAGGUUCAGCAUGUUUACCCAGCACAGGUGCAGUAUGUGGAGGAAAACAGUGGCGUCUACACCAAUGGCAACAUAAGAACCUACUCGUACUCAGAGCCCCAGCUGUAUAGCCAGAACAGUGGCGGGAGCUACUUUGACACACAGGGCAGCUCAUCACAAGUGUCCACUGUGGUGACGUCUCACGGCAUGACCAACAACGGAGGAGGGGGCAGUGGAGGAAUGAGCAUGGGCCUGGCAGGGGGUCAGGUAAUCAGCAGCAGUUCUGGGGCCUACCUCAUGGACAACGCUGGACCGCACCCUGCCACCCAGACGGCACGAGCUUCCCCAGCUACUAUUGAAAUGGCGAUUGAGACGCUCCAAAAAUCUGAGGGUUUAUCCAGUCAGAGAAGCUCGCUGCUCAACAGCCAUCUCCAGUGGCUGUUGGACAAUUAUGAGACAGCAGAGGGCGUAAGCCUACCACGAUCCACCCUCUACAAUCAUUAUCUGCGCCACUGCCAGGAGCAGAAACUGGACCCUGUAAAUGCAGCCUCUUUUGGCAAACUCAUCCGCUCCAUCUUCAUGGGACUCCGUACAAGGCGCCUCGGGACAAGAGGGAACUCCAAAUAUCAUUACUAUGGUAUACGUGUGAAACCAGAUUCCCCGCUAAAUAGACUUCAAGAAGACAUGCAGUAUAUGGCCCUCAGACAGCAACCUGUUCAGCAGAAGCAGAGGUUCAAGCCAGUGCAGAAGUUUGAUGCUGGCUCUGGGGAGAAUUUCUCAGGUGGAGGCCAGAACCAUCCUGGUGCAGCAGAGCAGACAGUCAUUGCACAGAGCCAGCACCACCAGCAGUUCCUAGAUGCAUCGCGGGCACUCCCUGACUUUGUAGAGCUGGACCUCGGACAGAGCAAUACAGAGAACAUCAGCCCAGAGGAUGUUAAAGCUCUCCAAUCUCUUUACAGAGAGCACUGUGAGGCUAUCCUGGAUGUGGUUGUCAACCUCCAGUUCAGUCUAAUUGAGAAGCUGUGGCAAACAUUCUGGCGUUAUUCUCCCCCUGACUCUGUAGAGGGUGCCACUGUAACAGAAAACAGCAGCAUAAGUGAGAUUGAAGCGCGGCUCCCCCGUUCACAGCUGCUGGCGCUGUGCAGAAACGAGGCUGUGCUCAAAUGGAUGAGCACCUGUGACCACCUAAUGUACCAGUCCCUUGUGGAGAUCCUCAUUCCUGAUGUCCUGAGACCCAUUCCCAGUGCCUUGACUCAAGCCAUUCGCAACUUUGCCAAAAGCCUGGAAGGUUGGCUCAAUAAUGCCAUGAAUGCCAUUUCACAGAGAAUGAUCCAGACUAAGAUUGCCGCUGUUAGUGCCUUUGCGCAAACACUGCGCAGAUACACAUCUCUGAACCACCUGGCUCAGGCGGCACGUGCCGUGUUGCAAAACACGUCACAGAUCAACCAGAUGCUGAGUGAUCUCAACCGUGUUGACUUUGCCAACGUACAGGAGCAGGCAUCAUGGGUGUGUCAGUGUGAGGAGGGAGUGGUUCAGCACUUGGAGCAGGACUUCAAGGCCACGCUACAGCAGCAAAGCUCUCUGGAGCAAUGGGCAGCCUGGCUGGACAACGUGGUCACUCAAGUGCUCAAGCCCUACGAGCAUCGGCCCAGCUUCCCCCGGGCGGCUCGACAGUUCCUGCUCAAGUGGUCCUUCUACAGUUCUAUGGUGAUAAGGGACCUGACCCUGCGCAGUGCUGCCAGCUUUGGUUCUUUCCAUCUGAUCCGCCUGCUGUAUGACGAGUACAUGUUUUACCUUGUCGAGCAUCGUGUGGCCCAAGCUACUGGAGAGACACCCAUUGGUGUCAUGGGGGAGUUUGACAGCCUGAACACCUUAUCUCUCAGUAACAUUGAUAAAGAUGAAACGAGUGGGAUGGACAGCGAUUUAGAAGACGACACGGAGGAAUCCGGGGAACCUCUUGCUAAACGGGAGAAGUCAGAGCAUGAGGUGAUCCAGGUGAUUCAGGUCGGGGCGCUUGAGGACGGAUCUCACCCUGUCGUCGGGGUCGUCCAGCCAGGUGUCCUCCACUCGUUGCCCCAGCCCCAGCAAGACCACUCCGAGCACAUCCUAACCCCCUCUGCCGGUACUCCGACCAUCCGCCACUGCAGCGCCACAGGAAACACCUACGCCUCUGUUUGAGGGCACGUCUGACCUUGUCUGGCCUGUUUUCGCCUUCUCACUCUCCACAUAUCUUUCUCUCUGUAAGUCUAGAUGUUUCCGUCUGUUUCAUGCAUUGUCUCUGUCUGCACUGGUGUGGACACGCUCUCCUCACACCAUCCAGCCUGGUCAGUGGAGGAGUGCUGAAAUGAUGAUACUUUGGCCGAGAUGUGCUGUCCGUGUCUGACUGCUUAUAUUCUGGAUGUGGUGUCAUCCCGUGAGUCUGUGCUCUAUUAACAUGCGGCAGCUGGUGGAAGGGACGUGGAGGAAAAGGACUAAUUUGACCCGUUAAAUGUUCCCUGGUUAGACAUGACUUACCGCAUCUGUCUGUCUAUACCGACGGAGUUUAUCAUGAAGGAAAGUUAAACUUCUUCAAACUACUGAUGUCUCAGAGCUCAAAUCCAUGUCACUAGUCCCAGUGGAGCAUCGAUUGACUCAAGAGCUUUGCCUAUUGUACAUAGUUUUGCUGUACUUUGAAUUGGUAUUACCCAAAACUCAUGGUGCUAUCAUUGUGUUUUAUUUGUUUAAAUCUCCAGUUAUUUUAGUAUGAUUUAUGUAAACAUGCAUUCGAACUGCUGAUAAACUUUUGGCUGAACAAAAAUAUUUUGAGUAUUGUAUGUAGCUGUAUGUAUGACAUUUGAAAAAGGAUCAUGGGGCAGUUUUGUCUGUUCUGUUUUGAAAAAAUGAUAUGGUAGCCACCCACUGAAAACCACUUAUAGCUUUUAGCCACAGAAAAAGAAACCCUGAAAGUAAUAUCUGUGCUGCUACUUCUGUAAAUAGAAAUGAGAUUGAGAAGACUGGCUGUACAAAACCUCUUCCUCAAUGUUAGCUUUUCUAUGCACUCCGUGCAUAACGCUUGCCUUUGUUCAUUUUAGAUGCUCUGUAGUGUGGUUAAUGUGAUGAGCUGUAAUCUUGAAAACAACGUACUGGACACAUUCCCCUGUUUUUCGCAGUUUCUGUCUUAAUGAAAACUUUUUAAGUUCGUGAAAGGACCAAAAACAAACCAACAAGAGGAAGCUGAGAGUGAGCCAUUUGGGCCACCCAAGAGCUGUUUCCUGUCCCACAGUGCCAUGUUGCAGAGCAGAAGGAAUGUCAGGGAUUUAAUGUACCUCGGCUUUAUCAUAGUGCCUUAUCCUUAAAUGCAGCUGUCCUUGUAGUCCUGACUGUGUGGUGUAGAGAGCCCACAGCCCCUCUGCAUUGUCCCAGCCACAGAUUUGGCUUUCUGGUGACUCGUGGCUGGAUUUGGGCUGGCUCAUCAGUGUUGAGACUAAGGGAUGCAGGCACAGACACACCUGUUGUUGUUUCUCUGGAUCAGCUCUACUAAGCUUCUUACUUAUCAGAAUCACGGUCUUUAGCCUUGCUCCUGCCCUCACUCUGCCCUCUUGAGGCCUAUUCUUGCAUUAGCCUUCGAUAUUGGGUGAAAUGUGUGUAUGCGUGUGUGUGUGUAUGUGUGGAUGCAUUGGUCUGCACUGUGUUUUUAUGUGUGUGUGUGUGUGUGUCUGCGUGCUUGUGUGUAUGUGUUGGAACACAUCCAUCAGUCACCCUACCUCAAACCAGUGGUGCCAGCCCUUUUGACGCGUGCAGCACAGUCUGUCCAAACCUUAUUGCACACACACCACUGUACUGCACAAAUCUCAACGCGAUAGAGAAAAUCUGCUUUGCUUUUCUCUCACCUCUGAUUACAUUUUCAUUUCCGUUUUUAGCCCAUAAAUUGCUUCAUCCUUUGUUCCCUGUUGAACGAUCAUCUUUGUACAGUGGACCAAAAGUAGAUAUUUUCUGAUAUUCAAAGAGAUAUAUAGAUAUAUAUGUAUAGUAUAUAUAAUGAUGAUACACUACAUAUAUUUGUUGCUUUUUAUGUGGUUGACCUGAUUGUUUCUAUGUGAUUGUUUCUUUUGGUAGCUCCUAUGUAAUUAGUUCAUAGACUGUGAAAUGGGGGACGGCAUGGGGACUAACUUCUGAUUCAUUAGACUACGUCUAUACUUGAACUGUUUUAACCUAUGUUGUGGAGAAUAUUGAGAUUAAUCCUCUGAAUAGGAAAAUUUGUCAUGAAAAUUUUUUUUGUUGUUAAACCCUUUUUUUGUUUUUCAAAUGGUCUGCAACAUUUCUCUGCAUAAAUGUUUAUUUAUUGAUAUUUAUUGUGUUACGUUUCGGCCUAGAUGCUUAUGCAUAUGUCAUGAUGGGUAAUGAUAAUGAAUCAUUAAUUCUACCACUGCAAAGAGCAGACCUACUGUACAGAAGGACUGGGAGAUUUUUAGUUUUUUCUUUCUUUCUAAGUCAUGUAUGAAGGUUGAUUAAGGGUUUGUUUUUAAAAAGGGUUGGCACUGUAUUUGCUGUAAUCAGUCCUUUUUAGGCAUAUCAAUAGUCAAAAAAAUCCUUUAGAUACUAGCAGUACACUGGAUUUUUGCCAUUUUCUCUUUAAUCUAGGGUAUGUGCCUGUGUAGAAAAUGUGCUUGACAGUGAAGGAGGGUGGGAAUGUGCAAAUACUGCAUGUCAUUUGGGUUAGUGGGUCUUUGGACACAUCACACUCUGGGGCAUCUGACAAGCCCAAAACCACAGCGUACGGUACACAUCACAAACUAGCCUUAGUUUGUGAUGUGUGUGGAGUUGUAGAAAUUGAGCACACACACUUAAAAACACAAAUCUAGCUUUCCUGUUACUGUACAUGGUUCAAGGACAGUUUGAAAAGUCUGCAUGAAAAGGUCGAUGAACUUUAAGUAGCUGAUAGUUUACGAUCGGAGGCAUCUUGUUUACAUCAGUCUGUGACCAUAAUUAAUUUGCAUGAGAGAUUUAAUCCCUGACUCUUGGUAUAAAACUGUUGACGGCAAGUUGGGAGAAAACUGAGAAAGUAAUAAAAAAAUAUCCAAUAAAAAGAGAUGGAUACAAAAACUUAAGCCCUAGAUCAUUUCUUAUAGUUUCUCUAGACCCCUCACAUCAGUCUGGGUUCACAUGACUGCGAAAAAUGAGCUACGCCUCUCUUAACUGACUCCCAACGCGCACUGAAAUUUUAAAAAUGCAGUUGUAAAAAGUGAUGGGGUUCUCUUUGUAAGUUAAAAUGUUUAAAUGCGUCGUAAAUCUGGGUAGAGUGCACUGGUUACAAAUGAAGGUUUUACAGGAUACUUUUUCUUUCUUUCCUCUAGCUUUUCUUUUUCUUUUUUUACAUUUCAAUCUCAGCUCCCUUGUCAUAUAAGUAACUACAACACUGUAGAUGGUAACUUGUAUUAUUUUUGAG
Molecule: messenger RNA, 5624 nt
Organism: Scomber scombrus (Atlantic mackerel)
Lineage: Eukaryota; Metazoa; Chordata; Actinopteri; Scombriformes; Scombridae
Gene: rfx3
Product: regulatory factor X, 3 (influences HLA class II expression)
Exons: 17
Coding region: 98-2377 (759 amino acids)
Biological process (GO): regulation of transcription by RNA polymerase II
Cellular component (GO): nucleus
Molecular function (GO): DNA-binding transcription factor activity, RNA polymerase II-specific; RNA polymerase II cis-regulatory region sequence-specific DNA binding
Source: RefSeq, a predicted model, not a curated record